Eriocheir sinensis (Chinese mitten crab) is the source of this 3032-nucleotide messenger RNA. RefSeq names its product tRNA 2'-phosphotransferase 1-like. NCBI's taxonomy places the organism in Eukaryota, Metazoa, Arthropoda, Malacostraca, Decapoda, Varunidae. Bases 142 to 2790 code for a protein of 882 amino acids. The transcript is spliced from 8 exons. The record is from RefSeq and is a predicted model, not a curated record. Gene Ontology annotation, biological process: tRNA splicing, via endonucleolytic cleavage and ligation. Gene Ontology annotation, molecular function: poly(A) RNA polymerase activity; nucleic acid binding; tRNA 2'-phosphotransferase activity.
CACUAUGAACAUUGAGAAAAUAUGUACAUUUUCUGAUGAACUUGUGCAUUAGAAAAUAUAAUGUAAUUGGAAUGAGGAUGCUAGAAACUAUUUAUUAAUGAGUGUGUAAGAACUGCUGCAGCAACUAUUUUUGCUUCCACAAUGGAAAAGGCAAAUACUUCAAAAAUGAACUGGACUCGAAAGUGCGUAGAAUGUGAUGUGAAUUUUUGCAUCAAAGAUGCGUUUGUUCUCCAUCUCUUAGGGAAACGACACCAGAAGAAAGUAAGGAAAAGAGACAAAUCUCACUUGAAUGAUGUGAGAGAAAGAACUAUGGGUGUGACAGUGAAUGGCAAGGUUGCUGUUGAGAAGAUUGUAGAGUUUUUUGUGGACUAUGGAGUCACCAGUGCUUCUCAUCAUGGAAACACUGUUUUUAUUGAGUUUGAUACAGUGGAGGCAGCUCAGAAAGUCAUAAAAAAGAAGAACUUUAGAAUUCGCACAGCAUCUCUGCGUGUGUUUCCCUUUAGGCCCAGAGCCCCACCAGAAGAAUUUACUCUGCGCCUAAGUCAGUAUCUGAAAAACUGUCUCUCCCAGCCGGUAACUGGAGGCCAACUGGAUAAACAUAUUAGCUUCUUAAUCAAGGAGAUUGAGCUCAAGCCCAGGGAAUUUCAAGCCAGAGAAUCCCUCAGGAGGGGUAUUGUCAACUACCUGUUAACAUAUUUCCCUCGAGUGCAAGGGUAUAUUUUUGGAUCUUCAGCCAACAACCUUGGGUUUUCUGGAUGUGAUAUUGACCUGUACAUAGACUGUGGAGUGUACCCAUGGCUGGAGGCCAAGACUGAAGCUGCAUCACGGGAAGAAGCAAAGGACUUAACAAUGUUUCUUGCAAGAAAAAUUAGACAGUCUGGUAAAGCAGUGAAGGUUGAAGCCAUUGCCAGAGCCAGGGUCCCUAUCGUGAAGUUUCAAGAUCGAUCAAGCAGGAUAUUGGUUGACCUCUCCUUUCGAAAUGCCAUGGCUGUGUACAACACUCAGCUCAUCAAUCAGUACACAAGAACUCAUCCUUUGGUUCGACCCUAUCUGAUGAUGAUCAGAUAUUGGGCAAAAAUUCAGGGUGUCUCUGGUGGUGGUAGACCUUCAUUUUUGAUAACUAAUUAUGCCCUGACCAUGAUGAUGUUAUUCUACCUGAUGUGUAGAAAUGAUCCUAUAGUACCUUCAGUUUCCUGUCUAAGAAGCAAUUGGGCUGGCCAUAUACCAACUUUCAUUGGUCCUUGGGAUGUUGGCUUUGGCAGUAACGUGAAUGAGUGGUUUCAAAGAUAUCAUAAUGUGAGUGUAAUGGAACUUGUAUCAGAGUUUUUCUCAUACUUUGGGAAACUGGAAACCUCAAAGUGGGUAAUUUCCCCCCUUGUUGGUAGGUUACUUGACAGACAUGAUAUUACAAUGAAGUCAAGAAGUCUGCCCCAGUGUUUGGAGACAUUCUUGCAGCAGUUUGAUGUGAUUAAACUUGAAGCUCCUCUUCAUAUACAAGAUCCCUUUGAGCAUUGCCAUAAUUGUACAAAAGGGCUGUCAGAAGUUUCUCUUCUUGAAUUUCAAGUUAAAUGUAGAAAGGCUGCAUUAACAUCUGAUGCUAUCCUUAAAGGGGAACAGACAUUAAAUGAUCUGUUUCAGCCAAUUGAAAUGACAACAGAUGUGAUCAGGGAUGUAUUUCAGACCUCAUCACAGGAAGAUGAGGAUGAAGUCAUUACUCUUGAUGACUCUGAAUUAUCUCAAGACUGUCAAGUAUUGAGUUCACCUAAAAGAAAAGGCCAGGAUGAUGACAUACUGGCAGGGCCUGAAAACACAUCAGAUAUUGAAAUAUUGCCCACUCCAAAGAAAGCAGUGGAAGAAAUAUUACUUGACCCUCAAGAAGCUGAUCAGGAUAUAGAAAUUCUGUCUUGUCAUGAAGGAGCUUUAGACUCUUUCAAAAGGCAAAAAUGUGAAGACAAAUCAGAAUCUUCCAGAAACCUGAGUGAUGAUAGUGUCAUUCAGUCAGGUACUUCUGCUGAUCUUUCUAAAGAUACUAAACAAAUAUUUAAUGAGAGGAUUGGUAUGUCACUUACCAAAGGUGAAGGAAGUAGCUCGUCUGAGCUAAAUAUGGAUAGUAUUAAUAAACUGCUUCCAGUAGUGGUACACCAGUUGGAGAAAUGCUCAUCAUUCUUUUUGGAUUACUCUCAAGUACCAGAAUUGAAAAUCACACCUGAUGGUGAUGUUCUGGAAUGUGGUGAAAAAUUGUUUGAUGACAGUGAAAUAGGACAAGCUGCUUGUAUACUAGUGGAAUUUGCACUAAAAAAGUGCUUAAAGAUUGAACUUACUCUAGAAAAUUCUCUGCCUGGUGAAAAGAGGAAGGCUCUGUUACAAGGUGAUGAAACAAGUGCACCAAAGCGCGUGAAAAGUGACGAUGGUAAGAGUGCUUCACUACCUGCUAAGUACUUGAAAAUUUCCAAAUAUACAUGCUUAUCAACACAGGCAUUGUGGAAUGGUAGAAAGAAGAUCUCCAAAAAAGUUGCAAGAAAAGUAAAUGAAACUCCUCUCCAGUAUGAACUAGCUGUUACAGAAGCUCAGAUGGGACAACUCAAUAGCUUACAAGGAAACUGUCCAUUUGAAUUUAUAAUAGAAGUGUGGCAGGAACUGGAUAACCCAAAUUUCAUACAUGUGACUGGAAGUACUUCACAGACAAAGCUUAAUCAAAGUAUGAUGAUUCCCAUGUUCAGUUACUUUUCUUCACUCUGUAAAAAUCUGUUAAAGAAGCUGACUCACCAUGUUAAACAUAGCAUGCACUGAUUGGAAAUAUGAUGUAGGUUUGAUUGAGGCCAUAUAUCUCUAGUAUUCUCUUUUGUAUUUUAUAUCAUAAAGAAUGAUCUACAGUGAGGUGAUUCAGUUCCAUUUUUGGAAUUAGGAAGUAGCUAAAAUGAAGUGACAAAGGCAAUUAAGUACUUUUAUAUUUAUUGAUGGUUGUAAAAUAGUUAUGAUAAACUAUUUUGUUAAACAGCUGUGAAUCAUAUUGAAUAUAUUGCUGCAACUUU